AUGUCGCAGCAAGACUCCGAAUCCGACUUCGACGGAAGCAUCUCUCCCACCGACUCUACAUCUUCACAUUGGGAUGAGAACAUGUCCCUCUCCAGUUCUGCAUCUGAGAAUCAAGGGUCAAUCCAUGGACGUGACUGUCAUCAUCUAGGCCACAUUGAAGCCAUCCCCAUCACUCGCAAUGGCAUUCUCAAGCUCAUCUUCAAGGCUUCGAUCACCGCCAGAGAGGAAUGGGGUAUACGCAAUGCCAAUCAUCACGGUCCUUAUCACGAUAUAUGCUUCAAGAUCCCUGGCCCGGGCAAUAACUGGAUCGCCGCACUCACAGAACCAGCGGCAAUGGUUGAGCUAGUGGGGAUGAUGCAGGCGCAAAACACCAAAGGCUACGAAUAUUAUUUGUACUCCAGAUUCGAUCACUAUAGAUCAAAGGAGGUUCAGGAGGUCAUCUUUGAGAGCUUUCUGAGAGGCGAGGAGCAGGGCCGGGUUCCUGAGGGACCAGAGAUGAUUGCAACUCUGGCGGAGAGGAUUGUCGGGUUUGCAGCGCUCGUGGCACCGUGA
Molecule: messenger RNA, 552 nt
Organism: Fusarium coffeatum
Lineage: Eukaryota; Fungi; Ascomycota; Sordariomycetes; Hypocreales; Nectriaceae
Exons: 1
Coding region: 1-552 (183 amino acids)
Source: RefSeq, a predicted model, not a curated record